AUGGCGGAUGUGAUAUUGCACAUAUACGAUGUGACCAACAGUGGAUCGGAGAAGACGAACAACACAAUCAUGCAGAUCAAUAAGAUCUUCAAGGACGGUAUUGGCAUCGACGGCUUCUUUCACAGUGUUGUUCAGGUGUAUGGAGAAGAUGAAUGGUCAUUUGGCUUUUGUGAACAUGGAACGAGAGUUUUUAGUUGCCCGUCGGGAAAGAACCCAAUGUAUACUUACCGUGAAAGCAUUAUACUUGGAAGAACCAACUUCUCAAAUCUAUAA
Molecule: messenger RNA, 273 nt
Organism: Linum trigynum
Lineage: Eukaryota; Viridiplantae; Streptophyta; Magnoliopsida; Malpighiales; Linaceae
Source: the annotation of a GenBank genome assembly